AUGCAAAUGAUUAUAAUACUGAUAAGAUCGGUGUAUGUGAUGGAUAACUCGUAUCCUGACCAGGAUAGUGGACAUAUCGGAGAAAGUUCUUCAAGCAACACUUUCAUAUAUCCUGGUAUAGAAGUAGUCGGCCAUCCUACGCAGUUGACCGCGUGUAGCGAUGGAUCACAAGAACAUGCACAACAUGAUAGUGAAAGUGCGGGAGCGAGCAGCUCAGGAAAACGCAAGAGAAUGAGCGGACAAUCGAAUGAAGGUCGCUCGGACAGGCUUGAAAAGUUGCAAAAUGUCAUUUUUAAAGUGAUAAAUAAGAGAGAAGAUUUUAGUCAGGAAUGUGAUCAAAAAACAAAGGAUAACCAAGGAGAUUUGGAGUUGUCCAGGUAUUUUGAUAAUCUAAAAGAAAUGUUGAUUAAGUCUGCACGUUGUUUACGUAUAAAUAAGGGAAGGAUAGUUAAUACGGGAACAGAUAAUUGUGAUAUUUUGUCACAUAUUUCAGAAUAUUUUACAUCUUGA
Molecule: messenger RNA, 510 nt
Organism: Vavraia culicis subsp. floridensis
Lineage: Eukaryota; Fungi; Microsporidia; Pleistophoridae
Exons: 1
Coding region: 1-510 (169 amino acids)
Source: RefSeq, a predicted model, not a curated record